AUGGCGAUGGCGGUGGCGCGGCGGGGCGCCGCGGCCCUGGCGCGGUGGCGCGGGAUGUGCUCGAGCUCAGCGUCGGCGCCGGCGGCAGGGCGCGGCGCGGCGCUGUCCUCAGAGGAGCUCAUGCGGAUGGAACGGGACUGCAGCGCGCACAACUACCAUCCAAUCCCCAUGGUGUUUUCCAAAGGAGAAGGUUCACACAUAGUGGACCCUGAAGGCAACAAAUACAUCGAUUUUCUCUCUGCUUAUUCUGCAGUCAAUCAGGGUCAUUGCCAUUCAAAAGUCCUGAGAGCUUUGAUAGAACAGGCAGAAAGGCUUACGCUCAGUUCUAGAGCUUUCUACAACGAUAAGUUCCCAAUCUUUGCGGAAUAUCUGACAAGCAUGUUUGGAUAUGACAUGAUGUUGCCAAUGAAUACUGGAGCUGAAGGAGUUGAAACUGCUAUCAAAUUGGCUAGGAAAUGGGGUUAUGAGAAGAAACAGAUACCAAAGAAUGAGGCUUUGCUUGUCUCUUGCUGUGGGUGUUUCCAUGGUCGAACUCUUGGUGUCAUUUCCAUGAGCUGUGACAACGAUGCAACUCGUGGUUUUGGUCCUUUGGUUCCUGGCCAUCUUAAAGUUGAUUUUGGAGAUAUUGAUGGGUUAAAGAAAAUCUUUGAAGAGCAUGGAGAUCGGAUUUGUGGUUUUUUAUUUGAACCUAUCCAAGGUGAAGCUGGGGUAGUAAUCCCACCAGAUGGCUAUUUGAAAGGUGUCAGAGAUUUGUGUUCUAAACAUAACAUUUUGAUGAUUGCUGAUGAGAUCCAAACUGGCAUAGCUAGAACUGGUAAAAUGCUGGCAUGUGAUUGGGAAAACAUACGGCCUGACAUGGUGAUUCUAGGCAAGGCACUCGGUGCUGGAGUUGUUCCAGUCAGUGCAGUUCUUGCAGACAAGGAUGUCAUGCUGUGUAUCAGACCAGGGGAACAUGGAAGUACAUUCGGUGGGAAUCCGUUAGCCAGCGCUGUGGCAGUUGCAUCACUGAAAGUGGUCAGAGACGAAGGUCUUGUUGAAAGGGCUGCAAAGUUAGGACAGGAGUUUAGGGACCAGUUACAGAAGGUCCAACAGAAAUUCCCUCAAAUCAUAAGAGAAGUGCGUGGGAGGGGUUUGCUGAACGCAGUGGAUUUAAACAAUGACGCGCUAUCUCCUGCUUCUGCAUAUGACAUCUGCAUCAAGUUGAAGGAGAGAGGCAUUUUAGCGAAACCCACACACGACACUAUAAUCCGACUUGCUCCUCCUCUCUCAAUCAGUCCUGAGGAGCUUGCAGAAGCAUCCAAGGCGCUUAGUGACGUGCUGGAGCAUGACUUGCCACAGAUGCAGAAACAGAUAAAAAAGCCAGAAUCUGUGGCAGAGAAGCCAGUCUGUGACAGAUGCGGCCGGGACUUGUAUGGAUGA
Molecule: messenger RNA, 1419 nt
Organism: Miscanthus lutarioriparius
Lineage: Eukaryota; Viridiplantae; Streptophyta; Magnoliopsida; Poales; Poaceae
Source: the annotation of a GenBank genome assembly